UUAUAAGAACUGUGGUUAUUCUUUCAUCCUAGUAACCAGAAAAUUUCAUAUGAAUGGACGUCAAUGUAGUUUUAUGCUUUCUUGGUGGUUGGGUUUCGUUCUUUGUUGUAUUUUGCCUUGGGUGACAACAACAGAACCCAAUUGUCCUUUUGCGAGUGGAUUCGAAGAGCCAGAGAUAUGCCUUGAAUUCCUUAUGAACAAGUUUUCCAACUUGAAGCAAGUAAUAGACUCAAUUGGUGAAAAUUUAUUGGAAAGAAUAAAUGUGUUGGGUUCCAUCUCCCAGGAGACCAACAACAGAGUUUUAAAUAGGCCAUUUCUUUCUUCUGCCAAUAAGAGAGCUGCAAAAUAUAUUGAAAAGUUAUUAUAUGAGGCGGGUUGUUCCAACGUAGCCAUCGACUGGGUCGGAAAUGUGAUUGGACUAUACAAGGGAACCCCCGAGAGAAAUAAAACUUUGAUUAUUGGCUCUCAUUAUGACACAGUAAAAGAUGCUGGUAAGUAUGAUGGUGCAUAUGGUGUUUUGGUAGCCAUUUCUGUUGUGGAGGCACUUUUCAAGUUAAAAGUGGUAUUGCCAUUCGAUAUUCAGAUUGUCGCCUUUGAGAACGAAGAAGGAAACAACAAUUUUGGUGUGGUCCAUACUGGUGCCCUGUUCUAUAUGGCUGGCUCUAUGGCCAAGAGAAAUGGAACAAGAAGAAAAUGUUAUCAUAUGUUGAAGAAGCAACUCCGUCGUCCCAAUAUUAUCAAUCCCAAAGAGACACUUGCAGAUUAUAUUCUUGCUCAAUCAAUGGAUAACAAUGUCUUUUCACUAUCAGAAGAUAAUUGCAAUACGAUCAUCAAAUAUUUUUGUGAGGAUUAUCCCUUUGCAGUUGACCAUCGAGUAUUAGGCUAUUGGGAAUGGCACAUAGAACAAGGACCCAUUUUGGAACAUUUCAAUAAGAGAAUAGGAAUAGUUUCUGCUAUAUGUGGACAGCAACGAUGGACGUUUCAUGUAAAAGGCCAGGGAGGACAUGCAGGCACUGUUCCUAUGUAUUUAAGGAAGGAUGCAGUUGCUGCUUGUGUGGAAAUGAUUCAACAAGUAGAAAACAUUACCAAAAAUGCACUAAGUGGAAAGAAUGAUUCGCAAUAUUUGGUAUCCACAGUUGGCAAUAUUUCUGUUUCUCCAGGAUCUUCUAAUAGUAUUCCGCACUUGUGUUCAUUUAGUUUGGAUAUUCGAUCGGUAUCAGAUCAACAGGGUUCGAAUGUCACGAAUCAGAUAAUGCAAAGAUUCAAAGAGAUUGCCAAACAGAGAAAGGUAAAAGUCAGUUAUGAACAAUUACAUAAUACAAAAACGAUUGAAAUGGAAAGCGGAUGGAGUCAACAAAUUAUUCAACGUGGUGCUUACUUAUCCAUUCAAUUUUAUACGGAUCAAAAAUGGUUUUCUUGGUUGCGUCAAAAAUUUGAUAAACUCUGGUUGUUUCGUUCAGAUGUAUUGAUUCCUACUCUAGUAAGCGGUGCUGGACAUGAUGCAGUAAUUCUUCAUGAUUUGUAUGACACCCAAAUGAUGUUUAUUCGAUGUAAAAAUGGAAUAAGUCACCAUCCAAAUGAAUUGGCGUCGAAAGAGGAUAUGUUGGCUGGUGCAACCACUUUGCUAUUUUCUUUGAUGAUAUUUGCAAACUUUAGCUCCUGAAAAUGCUUUUUUUGUUCGCUAUUUGCAUUAGACUUUCUUUUUGCGACGUUAAAGACUGGAUAUCAUUGGCAGUAAUAUGGGUGGAAGUAGUGAUAUCUUUUAGGUUCGUAAUAUUUGCAAUAGAUGUUGCUGUUUUUAUAAAAGACUCGAGGUUGGAAGCUGCUUGAAGCAUGAGGAAUGGGACUAUUCAAUAUUGACAAUGUAACAGAAGUAUUUGUGCUCCGUGUAGUAAAAGAUGCUCUAUUGGUCUUAAAAAGAGCUGAGGCAUUGGAAACGAAGUAACACUAGACGUCAACUGCGUAGGAUGUCUUGCAGCGCUACUUUGACUAGUACAGUACCGAAGCUCGAGUGGAUAUCACAUAGUCGAGCCAGUGCAAGAGUUAGAGAAAGAAAGCUCAACAGAAAAGACCUCAAGUAAGAAGGUUGGGUAGCCUUAAGCCUAUCAGGAGGCAGCAGAAAGCUGAGUUGGAAAGGAUACUCUUUGAAUAGUAUCGCUAUCGUCUUCUUCAACUGCCUUGUACUUUCACAACACUAAAUCUGAAUGUUAUAUCUAAGAAAGAGGUCUUUCUUCCGAGCUAUUAUAAUAAUCCUUUGUCAGAAGAGAGCCUUUGCUUCUUAAACUCUUCGUCUAUCUAGGAAAUUUUUGUGAUUAACUCAAACCUCUUUGA
Galdieria sulphuraria is the source of this 2331-nucleotide messenger RNA. RefSeq names its product N-carbamoyl-L-amino acid amidohydrolase. The record is from RefSeq and is a predicted model, not a curated record. NCBI's taxonomy places the organism in Eukaryota, Rhodophyta, Bangiophyceae, Galdieriales, Galdieriaceae. The transcript has a single exon. Gene Ontology annotation, molecular function: hydrolase activity, acting on carbon-nitrogen (but not peptide) bonds, in linear amidines. Bases 50 to 1663 code for a protein of 537 amino acids.